UGGCCUCAUCGGGUUCCAUGGAGAGAGAACCCGAUGGCGAUCCCUCAUCGGCGGCAAUGGAGGAUAGCAUGGAGGCCGAAGAGAAUCUCGAGGAGGACUCCGUUGUGGAGAUGACGGAGCAAACCGUAGCGGGUGAGAAUGCGUCCGUUGAUCUCGGUGGAGCUGCGUUGAAGGAGAAAAAACCUAGUAGCUCUUCCGAAGAUGAUGACUCGGAUUCGGACUCGGAUUCGGACGAUGAAGAGGCUGAUGAGCUCCGUGUUUCAGCUCUGGAGAGAUCUCUUGCUGAGAAUCCAUACAACUACGAGGCUCAUGUUCAGUGUAUUCAUCAUCUGAGAAAACUUGGACAUAUUGAGAAACUAAGAAAAGCGAGGGAGUCAAUGAAUGAGCAUUUUCCUUUAACACCUAAAAUGUGGCAGGAUUGGACAAAGGAUGAAUGUUCUCUUAGUUCAAGCUCUGAAGAUUUUACUAAUGUUGAGAAACUUUAUGAACGUGGAGUGUAUGAAUAUUUGUCUGUGCCUCUAUGGUGUGAUUAUUUAGAUUUUGUUCAAGAACAUGAUCAAUCGGUCUCUCAAUGUUCACCUACUGGUAUCUCGAAGAUGAGGAAUUUGUUUGAGCGAGCUAUUACAGCUGCUGGUUUACAUGUUGUUGAGGGCAACGGGAUUUGGGAAGCAUACAGAGAAUUUGAGCAAGCUAUAUUUCUUACUAUUGCUGAAGACAAUAAUGAGGAAAAAGCUAAACAGGUUAAUCGCAUACGAUCUCUAUUUCACCGUCAAUUAUCUGUUCCUUUGGUUGAUUUAAAAUCCACAUUGAUGGCUUACAAGCUUUGGGAGGUUGAACAAGGAAAUGCUAAAGAUAUUGACUCUGCUGACAUGGACGGAAUUCCAUCAAAUGUUGUCUCAUCAUAUCAAAAAGCCAUGGAGAUGUUCAAAGCUCGCACAAUCUAUGAGGACCCCUUACUUAAUAAGGAGGCAACUGACAAUGAUAAGCUACAACAUUUCAUGAACUAUAUAAAAUUUGAGGAAUCAUCUGGAGAUCCUGCUCGUGUUCAAAUUCUCUUUGAACGUGCUGUUUCAGAACUUCCUGUGUCUAGUGAUCUGUGGGUUGCUUAUACGAGCUAUCUGGACAGAACCCUCAAGGUUCCUAAUGUUCUGAAAAAUGUCUAUUCUAGAGCCACCAAAAACUGUUCUUGGGUUGGAGAUCUAUGGUUUCGUUACAUGCUGUCACUGGAACGCAUCUGUGCUUCUGAGGAAGAGUUGAGUGCAGUUUUUGAGAAAUCUUUACAAUGUUCUUUCCCAAGUUUCAAAGAGUAUAUGGAACUUUUUCUCACCCGAGUUGACGGUUUAAGACGGAGAGUUUCUGUGGUUGGUACAAAUGAUGGUUUUCAAGGACAUACUUUGAUCAGAGAUGUCUUUCAGCGAGCUGUUGACUACUUGUCUCCAGACAUGGUUAGCAUUAACGAUUUGUUGAAUUUGCAUGCAUAUUGGGCCCGUUUAGAAGCCAAACUUGGAAAUGAUUUGGUUGCUGCUAGGGGUGUCUGGGAAAGCUUAAUUAAGAAAAGUGGGUCUCUGCUUGAAGUUUGGCAAGCUUAUAUAGCAAUGGAAAUUGAGAUGGGUCAUAUUAUUGAGGCAAGAUCUAUUUACAAGAGAUGCUACAGCAAAAGGUUUCCAGGAACUGGCUCAGAGGAUAUAUGCUAUUCUUGGUUGCGGUUCGAAAGGGAAUAUGGUAAUUUGGAUGAUUAUGAUCUUGCGGUUAAAAAGGUGACACCUCGUCUGCAAGAGCUCAUCAUGUUCAAGAAUCAACAAGAGCAUAAAAAUAGCAUCAUGUCUGCUCAAAAAGAUAGCACAAAGGAUGUAUCACAUAAGAGGAUAAUGACUAACACGGCCAGUGAUAAGCAGUCUCCUGCAAAGAAACAGAAACAUUCUUCUCCCAAGUCGGUUAAAACAUCUUACAAAGACAGCAUUAAGCAAUCAGACGGUGUACGAGGACUGGGAGAGAAUGAUGAGGUGCCCUCCUUGCCUGAAGUUCCAGAAAGUCAUGCCAUUGAUGAGAAAGCAGCAGGCAGCUCCAACUCCAACAAAACAAAAUCAAAAUUUUACAAAGAUCAGUGCACAGCAUUUAUAUCAAAUAUUGGCUUUCAGGCAAAUGAGGGACACCUGGGUGAAUUUUUUGCUGACUGUGGUGGAGUGACUGCUAUACGUAUCCUUAAGGAUAAAUUCACUGGAAAAUCAAGGGGCUUGGCAUACGUGGACUUUUCAGAUGAGGAGCAUCUCAAAGCAGCAGUUGCUAAGAACAGGCAAAAGUUGCUUGGGCAGAAAUUAAGUAUUGCGCGCUCUGAUCCAGCAAGGGGCAAUAAGAGAACAACCAGCGGCAAGGGACCUGGUCAACCUGAUCAAGGACAAUCAUCCAAUAUUUACCGUCGUGGCACAACGAGCUCAUCUGGAGCGGAUGUUCUUAAGAGUUAUGAGACUAACAUUAAACCAAAGGGAAGUAAUACAUUUGCUGCUCCUAGAGCUGUUGUCAGACCACUUGGAUGGACAGAUGGGAAAGCAAAACCCAAAGAAAGUCUUGAGCCACCAAAAUCAAAUGAGCAAUUCAGGGACAUGCUUCUAAAAAAGUGAACACUUCAAUUUAGCAUUUUCUUCAAGAAUGUGAGUAUUGUGGUAAAUUCAAAGAUGAAUUAUUACCCUAUGUUUUGUAAAACAUGCUAAUUAACUAAAUUUUGUAUACUAACCAGGCUGUUGAAUUAUGUGUAUUUUCUCAUCAUUUGUUUUUCA
Molecule: messenger RNA, 2774 nt
Organism: Dioscorea cayenensis subsp. rotundata (Guinea yam)
Lineage: Eukaryota; Viridiplantae; Streptophyta; Magnoliopsida; Dioscoreales; Dioscoreaceae
Product: squamous cell carcinoma antigen recognized by T-cells 3
Biological process (GO): RNA processing
Molecular function (GO): RNA binding; protein binding
Source: RefSeq, a predicted model, not a curated record